Messenger RNA from Lymnaea stagnalis (great pond snail), 4268 nucleotides. NCBI's taxonomy places the organism in Eukaryota, Metazoa, Mollusca, Gastropoda, Lymnaeidae. The record is from the annotation of a GenBank genome assembly.
GGCACGGCGGCGACUGUCGCACGAACGCUUCCAGCCAUGAUUGGUGUCACUGGCUGUUCAGGCGGUGAGAUUCUAUUCAAUGACAUAGUUUCCGUUGCGUGGAUAACGACGGUGACCCAUAAAUUUGUGUGAGAAGUUUUUCGAAAUGGGAUGGAGUUUUCUUCUAGACUGGUUGUUUGUCGUAAAAAAUGACCAUCUUAUUCUGUGGGUAGCCCUGCGGACGGGAGCACACACAUAGCGGCAUGAAUGUGACGUGCUGUUGCUGAGCUAUUUCUCUUCCUAUCGCUGAUCACCGCUGUUCAGUUUACACUACGUUACCUGUUCACCUUCGCUUUUAUCAGGAGCGUGAGAGGCAGUGUUGUGAUUAAACAUCAAGCACACAUUUUUGCUCGAUUAAAUAGCCUCUUGGAAAAAAUUGCAUCAAAGUCUUUCUGCUAAAAUAGUUAUCGCCAAUUAUUGCUGUUAUCAUCAUAGCGCAAGAAAAUAUGAAUUAUUGAUGUUUACAAAUAUGGGAAAGUUAAUGAAUAAUAGUUUUGAAAGGGUAUUUUCUUUUCUUUCACGCACGCCCCCGAAACUGUUGGGAGUAAAUGUGUAUUCAAGAAAUAAAUCCGUUGCCAGUCACCUUCAUACAGUCAGUAUUACAUUAAUAGUUUUGAUACUUUUAAGCUGCAUUAAUUCGACGCGUUCUUUUGAAAUUCGCCAACCCAGCACUGGACCAGGCGGCACAAAAAAUAUCGUGAACUCCACUCUGCCAGGGAACAAAUGGCAUUAUGAUAUUGAAGCGACAUCCAGCAAACAUGCGCUUCCAUUUUUUAUUCUUAAUUCACUACAUGACGGAAUUGUUAUACUGCAUAGAAAAUUGGACUGUGCAAGGGCCAAAAGCAAUCCUUUGCAGUUCAGUGUGGUAGCGUCUAAAAGAUCUUUUCAAAUGAACAAUGUGGCAGGUUAUGUCACAACAGUAACUCCAUAUUUCAUCUUCAUGCAUGGGCAUAGGUGUAAAUUCUUUCAUAAAAAAUGGUUGAGAGAGAGAUUAAAAUCAAACGCUGAUCAAGCUGUUGUCAAUAUAAAAUUACAUUCUUUGGAUAACUGUUUCACAUCACACCAGACAGCUUUUUCCUUGUAUGAUUUUAUUCCAUUGCAGUUUCAUUCGUGUAAAAUAAGAGUUGUCUCAAUUUCCUCUGAUGUGAAUGUAAAUUCCUCAAAUUUGGAUAUCUCUUUCAUUGUAGACACAUGCGUGAACCAGGAUCUUAGGAUCAAUCUUAUUCUUUCAGCAAUUUGCCCAGGUUCUGACCAUCAGUAUGUAACAUAUCUUAUUAUCAUUCAAGAGCAGCCUAGUAGUUCACACCUACACCCCACUGCCUACAACAACACACUUCAGAGGAGUUCCGACCUGCACCCCACCUCAGGCCUACACCCCACUUUUGCCUACGACAGCACACUUCAAAGAAAGAAAAGACAAAUUAGAAGUAGCGCUCCUUCCUUCUCAUCAGCACAGUACAGUAAAAAUAUCACGGAGGAACAGGAACCAGGUUUGUCCGUGAUCACAAUUACAGCCACCGACCCAGACGAAGGUGAGGCAGGAAUGCUCACUUACAGAAUGGAAGCCAAUCAGGAUUUGAGAAGCUUGGACAUGUUUUCCAUCAACCCAACAACUGGCCUGGUCAACACGACCAAGAAGCUUGAUCGGGAGACCAUGGCAAGCCAUUCCUUUGUGAUCAUAGCGACUGACAAGGCUGUUCCCGAGUCGGCACGCCGGAGCGCUUCAACGUAUCUUCUUAUCACCGUUGAUGAUGUGAAUGACCAUGAACCUACAUUCCCAUCAACAAGUUCUAGAAUUGAAAUCCCUGAAAACCAGGCCCCAGGUCUGGAAGUCUAUGUAGCUAAAGCAGUGGAUGGUGACAGUGGGGCCAAUGCUAUUAUUAGGUACAGCAUUCUUAACCCUGGAGCCCCCAAUGAUGCAUUUAUGAUAGAUCCACAAAGCGGGUCCAUAUCAACGCGGAUAUUAUUGGAUAGGGAAAAGGUAUCGAGUUACAAGUUGCUGAUUCAGGCUGUUGAUCAGGGUAAUGUAAACGACAGGAAGUCCUCCACUUUUACGUUGUCAAUAAAUGUGGCUGAUAAAAAUGACAACAGUCCUCAGUUUUUACAGGAUAGCUAUGUCAUCAACAUCCCUGAAGAUCAGCCUGUUAGCCAGACCAAAGAAAUACUCAAUGUCACAGCCACAGAUGCAGAUGAGGGUGUCAAUGCACAAAUAUCAUACAGGUUGUCUGGACCAAACCAGGACAAAUUCACCAUCGAUAAGUACUCGGGAAAACUAUUCUUGGUUGGGCCGCUGGACUACGAAGCCACAUCCAACUACCAGCUCACGGUUUGGGCAGAGGACCAAGGACUACCCUCAAAGGGUACAGCUACAAUUGUUGCUGUGCGUGUUAUUGAUGUCAAUGACAACAGUCCGAUUUUUUACGAGUCCUCAUACAGGAAGACAGUGGAUGAGAAUAUUCCUGUUGAUUCAAUUGUACUGCAGGUUCAGGCUGAAGAUAAAGACAGUGGAAAAAACUCCCAAAUCUCUUAUUCAUUCCUCAACCCUCCAAAUCCUUUCCCAUUUGACAUCAACCAGCAAUCUGGAUGGAUAAAAACAACUGGUCCGUUAGAUAGGGAAAGCCAAUCAAGCUACACAUUUGGGAUAAAAGCUCAGGAUAAUGGUGAUAAGCCUUUAAGUGCCAACACAACUGUCAUUAUAACGAUCAGAGAUAUUAACGACAAUCCACCAAAGUUUCAACUGCGGAGCUACAAUGCUUCUAUUUCAGAGGAGGCCAACAAGGGAGACGCUGUUGUGGAGAUGUUGGCAAUUGAUGCAGAUGAGGGGGAAAAUGCCAGAGUUACCUACAGCAUAGACAGGGGCAACGACAAAGAUGCUUUUCAGCUCCGUGUGGCGGGGGGAAAGUGCACCAUCACAGUCAACAAGAAACUGGAUGCCAGGGAUCAAAGCAAGUACCUGCUGACCAUCUCUGCCACAGAUAAAGAUGGUUUUAGUGAAUCUGUGCCGGUUGAAAUAUUCGUUCUGGACACCAACAGGAAUGCCCCAGAGUUUCAGACCAAUGUCCCGUACACUUUUGAGGUCAGUGAAGAUGUGCCUAUUGGGACAUCUGUUUUUUCAGUUUUAGCAGUCGACAGAGACAGAGGUGAAAAUGCCAGAAUCACCUAUUCCUUAAAGGCGUCUCCUGUUUUCACAAUUGACCCUGACACUGGCAUUCUGCGAACACAACAGAAAUUGGACAGAGAGACUGUCCCUGGAUAUAUGCUCUCUGUCACAGCUACGGAUAAUGGUAUACCUCCCCUGAAGGAUGAACAGGAAAUUGUUGUCACGGUGACAGAUGUCAAUGACAAUAAACCCGAAUUCCAGAAAAUAAAAUAUUUUGGUAAAGUUUCAGAGGACGCCCUCACGGGUGUCAAAAUUCUGAAUGUCACUGCUGUUGAUAAAGACGAUGGGGUUUAUGGAAAAGUCAGGUACACAUUUGACGGAGGGGAUAAUGGCAACGGUGCAUUUAGUAUUGACAGCCAGGGAUGGAUACGUCUGGCCAGGGAAGUGGACAGGGAGGUAACACCCUCUUACGAUCUGGUUGUUGUGGCCGUUGAUUCUGAUCCUGUGAGCCCUCAGUCGGCAUCCGUUGUUGUCCAUAUCGAUGUGGAAGAUGUGAAUGACAACCCCCCUAUCUUUGAGAACAGUGUUUUCACUGUGUUCAUUCAAGAGAACAGUCCGAUGGGCUCAACGGUUGCAGUGAUCACAGCUGUAGACCCAGAUGAGGGUGCUAAUGCCCUGGUUUCGUACACCAUUGGGCAGGGGGAUGACUCAAAUUCAUUUCAACUGGCUGGACGGCUCGGUGACCCUGCAAUCAUAACCACUCGAAUCAGUCUUGAUUAUGAAGGAGGCCGCCAGAAGUAUGAGAUCACUCUCAGGGCCGCCUCAGGUACUUUGAUUUCAAGUGCUAAAGUUAUCAUUCAGGUGCAGGAUGUUAAUGACAAUAUACCUGUGCUAGAUGAUUUCUCCAUCAUUUACAACAACUUUGGUGGCAAUUUCCCCAACGGGCCCAUCGGCAAGAUUCCUGCUUAUGACCCCGAUGUCUCUGAUCGUGAUCGAUUGGUCUACAAGAUUCUUUCUGGGAAUAAGGCAGAGUUACUCUCUCUUAAUGAGUCUUCAGGGGAAGUUACUUUAGACCCUCGCCUUAAUUCUAACGUGGCCAGGACGGGAGUAUUUCAAAUAAGUGUCUCUG